This is a messenger RNA of Trichomonas vaginalis G3, 495 nucleotides long. Its product is annotated as organellar and viral DNA polymerase type B. Bases 1 to 495 code for a protein of 164 amino acids. The record is from RefSeq and is a predicted model, not a curated record. The transcript has a single exon. Lineage: Eukaryota; Parabasalia; Trichomonadida; Trichomonadidae.
AUGCAUAUUUUCAAUGAAGACAUACCAAAGCUUGCAGCAGAGUUUAAGAAGAGAUACGGUCGCGAACUUAUAGGAAAGAACCUUGGUCAGUUCCAUUCUGACUUCGCAGAAAUAACACCUGGAAAACAAAGUUUAGCAUACAAGUCAAUAUUUUGUGGAAAGAAGACCUACAUAGACUUACUCACUAACGAUUUAAAUGAAGUUGCAUUCCAUGCACGUUGUAAAGGUGUAAAACAAGACGUUCUUGCUUUAACAGCAAAUGAAAUGUUUCCUGAAGCUAUACAAUGCUAUUACAAUGAAGAUAAGAACAUUCACAUACCUGUUGGAACAUAUGACAAAGACUCUGAGUUCAGUUUAAUGAAACUUUACAAAGCACUUUAUGACGGUCAAGAGAUUGGAUUUGACUUAUGUAAGUCUGCUACACCUGCAUUUGAAGAGAAGUUUAACUUUUCUAUUCAGACUAAGACUUCAUUCAUAAGAAAGCUUAAGUUCUGA